AUGCGGUGCCGACUGGCGGAUAUGGCUGCGGGGCUGGAGAGGCAGAUGGUCAAGGGCGCCCUGGAAGCUGAGUCGAUGGUGCUGGGCUCAAGGGGAGGAGAGCGCAGUGCCCACUUCCCCGAGUGGCACAGGAGAGACCCCCACACCAGCACCCAGGGGCACCUGGGGCACAUUAGCGCCCGGCAGCCAACGCGAGCUGCCUUCCUUUUCCCACCACAAACCCUCCUGGAGCUGGCCUGUGCCUCUCCACGCUUGCCGGGAGUUCCCUCAGCAGAAAGGAAUGUGCCGGCCCAGCGAUCUUGGAAACACCCAGAGCUUGCAGAACAAGCUGGACGGGGUCAGCUGAGCAGGACCUCGGCCCCCAAGCCCCUCGGCGCCGCUGAUUCCCUGGAACAGGGCGCAGGACUUGGGGCCCGGGCCCCUCCUGUCCUGCACUCACCCCUCCACCCGUGA
Rangifer tarandus platyrhynchus (Svalbard reindeer) is the source of this 453-nucleotide messenger RNA. The record is from the annotation of a GenBank genome assembly. Lineage: Eukaryota; Metazoa; Chordata; Mammalia; Artiodactyla; Cervidae.